Messenger RNA from Pogoniulus pusillus (Red-fronted tinkerbird), 1274 nucleotides. RefSeq names its product arylacetamide deacetylase-like 4. Bases 1 to 1215 code for a protein of 404 amino acids. Gene Ontology annotation, molecular function: lipase activity; carboxylic ester hydrolase activity. NCBI's taxonomy places the organism in Eukaryota, Metazoa, Chordata, Aves, Piciformes, Lybiidae. The transcript has 4 exons. Gene Ontology annotation, cellular component: membrane. The record is from RefSeq and is a predicted model, not a curated record.
AUGGUACUCCUCCUAGGGAUUCUUCUUGCUGUUUUGACUGUCUUUGUGGCCGUGGCAUUCUAUUAUGAACACCCCAAGGCAGAAAUCCCACAUGGAUUUAGUCAGCGCGGAAAGCUCUACCUUCUUCAUUUCCUCAUGAACUUUGGGUUCGGUCUGGGACAAUUUCUGGAAAAGAUGGGUAUCGUCAAGGACAUCUAUGUGCUGAGGGCUCUCAUGGAUGGCAUACCGCCGUUGAAAGACAAUCGUCUUUUGAUCGAGGACUUGCGUUUUGAAAAGGUUAAAGUAAGAAUUUACCACCCAAAAAUGUCAACCAGUGGCCAAAGAAGAGGAGUCCUUUAUUUCCAUGGAGGGGUUGGACUGUUCGGAAGCAUUCAGGCCUAUGAAAGAACUUGUCGCCACUUGGCUAGGAAAAGCAAUUCAGUGCUUGUGUCUGUGGGGUACCGCUUAGCUCCUGAGCAUCCAUAUCCAGCCCAGUUUGAGGACUGUGUCACUGCCACCAUACACUUCCUGAGGACUGCACAAGAUUACGGAGUAGACCCUUCUCGCAUCAUCAUCUGUGGAGACAGCAGCGGAGGAACACUCACUGCUGCUGUUGCCCAAGCACUGGUGAACAGAAGAGACCUCCCAAAGCUGAGAGCACAAAUCCUAAUAUAUCCUUUUCUCCAGUGCAUGGACUUUGAUUUGCCUUCUUACCAGCAGAAUAAGGGAGUGCCCAUUUUACUAAAGGAACGAACCAUUACUCUUGGCCUGAGGUACGCUAACAAAGACGUCAGGCUCCUGGAAAAAAUAACUGAGUUGUCUUAUAUCCCAGAGGAUUUGAGAGUGAAGUAUAAAAAAUGGGUGAGUGCUGACCACAUCCCUGAGGAGUUUAAAGCCAGAGGCUACAAACCAAGUCCAACACUCCCAUUUGCAAAAGAAACCUUUGUGAUGCUAAGGCCUUUGCUCAACCCUGUUUUCUCACCACUGCUAGCUGAAGACAGUGUCAUCGCUCGGCUUCCUGAGGCUUUCAUCUUGACCUGCGAAUAUGAUGUGCUGAGAGAUGAUGGGCUGCUGUACAAGAAACGACUAGAGGAUCAUGGUAUAAAAGUGACCUGGUGCCACCUGCAAGAGGGGUUCCACGGAACAGUGUUCUUAGCACUCUGGGGUGGGCUGUUCGCAUUCCGAUCGGGAAAAAAAGGCCUGGAAAAGAUAGUAAAUUUUCUAAGGUUGAUGUAAAAUUCCCUUUCUUGCUUUCCCUUCUCUCACUGCUCACAAAGAUUUCUAAAAAGCACCUU